UGCAACAUUUAGUCUGAUUUACACUUACUAGUUUUGACCAAUCCCCAUAUAUUUCUUCUUUUCUACUCACUAGGGGAAUGAAUGAAGGUAUUCAGUGCUCUCAAUACCCAUUAUAUGCAGGACACUCAGAAACAAAAUCACAGUACCCACACUUCCACUGCUCAUCCUGAGCAACAUAACUGGUUUCUCUCUGUCUAAGCCAAAACUCAAUACAAAAGAGCAAUGAGAAUAAGAGUCCUUGUGUUACUGAAAGGAGCACCCGAAUCAAUAGAGUCCCACCACAAUGCACGAAGACGCGCGUUCAGCACACCCCUCCUCCCUCCCCGCGAAGUGGUGCAUCCCUUCUGCGACCUCUCCGACGUCGCCGUCGCCGCUUCGGCGCCCCGAAACCCCUCCCCGUGGGUCCCACGGAUCCUCUCCCUCCUCGAUGGGUCCCCCUCCAUGGAGUCCAACCUCGACUCCUUCUGCCGCAAGUUCCUCAUCAUCCUCUCCCCCUCCUUCGUCGCCCACGCCCUCCGCUCCCUCCCCAACCCUAACCCUAACACUAACUAUGACCCCCUCGUCGCCACACGCUUCUUCUCCUGGGCCGCCACGCAACCGAACUACUCCCACUCCCUCGACUGCCACGUCUCCCUCCUCCCGCUCCUCCUCCACCACCCUUCCUCCCUCCGCGGCGCCCUCUCCGCCCUCCGCCGCGCCAACCUCCCCCUCACCCUCCCCGCCGCCCACUCCCUCGCCUCCACCCUCGCCUCCGCCGCCCUCGUCGACGAACUCCUCUGGCUCCUCCGCGAAAUGAAGAACCACAAUCUCCACCCCACGCUCUCUAUCCUCAACUCCCUCCUCAACGCCCUGGUCAACGCCUCCCUCAUUGACUCCGCCGAGCGCGUCUUCAAAUCCAUCCACCAACCCGACGUCGUCAGCUACAACACUCUCGUCAAGGGCUACUGCAGAGUGGGGCGAACCCGGGACGCGCUCGCCUCGCUCCGCGAAAUGGCGGCGGAGAACGUGCCCCCGGACGAGGUCACUUACAUGACCUUGAUGCAGGCUUGUUACAGCGAGGGUGACGUGAAUUGUUGUUUGAGGCUUUACCAUGAGAUGGAGGAGGAUGAGGGAUUACAAAUGAAAAUCCCUCCUCACGCUUAUAGUUUGGUGAUUUGUGGGCUGUGUAAGCAGGGGAAGGUUUUGGAGGGUUGUGCUGUGUUUGAGAGUAUGGUUAGGAGAGGUUGUAAGGCUCAUAAGGCUGUGUAUACUGCGAUAAUUGACGGUUAUGCCAAGAGUGGGGACUUGGAUUCGGCAAUGAAAUUUUUUGAGAGGAUGAAGGUGGAUGGGGUGGAGCCUGAUGAGGUUACCUAUGGGGCUGUCGUGAGUGGGUUGUGUAAGGGUGGGAGGGUGGAGGAGGCCUUGGGUUAUUUUAGGUUUUGUAAGGGGAAUGGCGUGGUGUCUGCGAUGUUCUAUUCGAGUUUGAUUGAUGGGCUUGGGAAGGUUGGGAGGGUGGAUGAGGCGGAGAGGCUGUUUGAGAAGAUGGCGGAUGAGGGGUGUCCCCAGGAUUCAUAUUGUUACAAUGCUCUCAUGGAUGGUUUGUGCAAGAGUGGGAGGCUUGAUGAGGCGCUCCUGUUGUUUAGGCGGAUGGAGAGGGAGGGCUGCGAGCAGACGGUUUAUACGUUUACUAUACUUAUCAGUGAGCUUUUCAAGGAGAGGAGGAAUGAGGAGGCGCUCAAGCUGUGGGAUGAGAUGAUUGACAAAGGUGUCACGCCAAAUUUGGCGUGUUUUAGGGCUCUUUCGAUUGGUCUGUGUCUUUCGGGCAAGGUUGCGAGGGCCUGCAAGGUGUUGGACGAGCUGGCCCCCAUGGGGAUUGUUUUGGAUUCAGCAUAUGAGGACAUGAUUGCUGUGCUCUGCAAGGCUGGUCGCGUGAAGGAGGCCUGCAAGUUGGCUGAUGGAAUUGUUGAUAGGGGUAGGGAAAUACCGGGAAAGAUUCGGACUGUGUUGAUUAAUGCUUUGAGGAAAGCUGGUAAUGCAGAUUUGGCGAUAAAGUUGAUGCAUAGCAAGAUUGGUAUUGGGUAUGACCGAAUGCGUAGUGUUAAGAAGCGAGUGAAGUUCCAAACCCUUGUUGAUAGUUGAUUUCUUUUUUGCAAUUAGACAUUGCACUUGAAAAUUGGUGAUAGCCAAAGCCAGAAAAUAUAGUGCAUCUCUCGUCAUUGUUUCAUAGGUAAACUUAUAGAGUUGCUGACCUGUUGAUUCAAUGGUUGGUCCCUGAAAUUUUGUUAUAUGUGUUGUGUAUAUAUAAUUUCAAGAUCUAAUAUUUUACCCCAAAUGAGCGUUGUCUUGCAUUGAAAGGUGCUUAAUCAAAUCACUUUGGACUC
Glycine soja is the source of this 2360-nucleotide messenger RNA. RefSeq names its product pentatricopeptide repeat-containing protein At1g03560, mitochondrial. Bases 223 to 2118 code for a protein of 631 amino acids. The record is from RefSeq and is a predicted model, not a curated record. The transcript has a single exon. Gene Ontology annotation, molecular function: protein binding. NCBI's taxonomy places the organism in Eukaryota, Viridiplantae, Streptophyta, Magnoliopsida, Fabales, Fabaceae.